ACUUCCCCCCCCCCCUCGGGUUGUGGGGCUGCCCCACACGUGGGCGCAGCGCCCCAUAAAAGCCCCGUGUGGUUGUGGGGGGGGGGAGCUGCCAUGGACCCCCCGUGUUGGGACUGUGGGACCAGAACCGACACAACCAGAACCGGGACCAGAACCGGCACCAAUGGGACCAGAACCGGGACUGGAACCGGCACCAAUGGGACCAGAACCGGGACUGGAACCGGGACUGGAACCGAGACUGGAACCAGCACCAAUGGGACCAGAACCGGGACUGGAACCAGCACCAAUGGGACCAGAACCGGGACUGGAACCGGGACCGGGACCAGCACCAAUGGGACCAGAACCGGCACCGAUGGGACCAGAACCGGGACCAGAACCGGGACUGGAACUGAGACUGGAACCAGCACCAAUGGGACCAGAACCGGGACUGGAACCGGGACCGGAACCAGCACCGGGACCUGGACCAGAACCGGGACCAAAACCGGGACCGGAACCGGGACUGGAACUGGGACCACUGGGACCAGAACUGGAACCGGGACCGGGACCAAAACUGGGACCAGAACCGGCACCAAUGGGACCAGAACCGGGACCGGAACCGGGACUGGAACCAGCACCGGGACCUGGACCAGAACCGGGACCAGAACCGAGACCAGAACCGGGACCAUUGGGACCAGAACCGGGACCAGAACCGGGACUGGAGCCAGCACCAGAACCGAGACCAGAACCGGGACCACCAGUACCAGGACCUGGACCAGAACCGGGACCAGAACCGGGAUCAGAAGCUCCAUCUCUGCCCUGUUGCUGCUGCUGCUGCUGCCCCACAUGGAUGCGCUGCCAUGGGGAGAGGACCCCUCAGCGUCGCUCAGGAUUGACGUCACCCGGUGA
Messenger RNA from Coturnix japonica (Japanese quail), 885 nucleotides. Lineage: Eukaryota; Metazoa; Chordata; Aves; Galliformes; Phasianidae. The record is from RefSeq and is a predicted model, not a curated record.